CCGCUGCUGGUCGUGGCGCUGCUGUUCCGCUCCAAGCCAGGCUUCGGCUCGCUUCCUCAUGUUGUCGACUCCGUCUCAGCGUUCCUGGACUCGUCGGUGCAAUUGCCGCUCUCAAAGGCGAGCAAAUUCGGGUCCUUGGCGCUCUUGAACCGCAUUUGGCACUGUCGUUUAGACCUCGAGGCCGAAGUUAACGCCCCCUGGUCCAUCCGCAGCCUCCUCCGCUGCGAGGUCCACUACGAGCGGUUCCAGUUCACUGGCGCGCUCAUUGAGGCCGUCAAGCGCCGCGACAUGGCCAUGAGCCGCUGGCUGUUCGAGCAUUUCACGGAAUUCUGGGUCACCGAGUCCAUCGUGGAGGCGGCGGUGAGCGUCGGGGACAUGGACAUCUUACGGUACUUUGCAGAGCACGACGAGAGCGGCGCGGAUGCAUCCGAUAGACGCGUUGCAGCCGACCAGCAGAGGCCGCUCCGUCUCGUGUGUUGGGGCUACCAGGACAUGGCCAAAGCCGCCGAGGCCAGACACAUCGACGUCGUGCGGUGGCUGCGGGACAAGGCGGUGGAGAACGAGCGCAACGCCGUCGAGGCCAUGGAAGCGGCCGUCGCCAAUGGGGACCUCGAGUUGGUGGAGCUGAUGGAGCAGAUCACGGGCGUUCAGCCGGUUUCGCACUACUUCACGGCCGCAGUUCAUGGCCCCAUCGCGCUCUUGGAGCGGAUGGCCGAGGACUUUGUCAUUAGUGCGAAGAUGACGCUCGGGGCGUUGGUGACGACGGCUGAGAAGGGCGACUUGGAGACCGUGCGCUGGCUCAUUGAGAGAGACUGGAACGAUGAGGACUUGGACAGUGAUGACGGCUAUAACGACUGGGAAGACGACGACUACGGCUACGGCUGGGGAGCCCGCCGUCAAGAGAGUACACACCCUACCCAUGUUACCAAUGUGGGUGGAGAAGCGUGCCUGGCGAUCCACACAGCAGCUAUCAAUGGGCAUUUGGACGUCGCCAAGAAACAUCCGCGCUCGCAUCGACGCACCUCUGGAUCGUGA
Molecule: messenger RNA, 1035 nt
Organism: Phytophthora sojae
Lineage: Eukaryota; Oomycota; Peronosporomycetes; Peronosporales; Peronosporaceae
Exons: 1
Source: RefSeq, a predicted model, not a curated record